Echinops telfairi (small Madagascar hedgehog) is the source of this 2976-nucleotide messenger RNA. RefSeq names its product progesterone receptor (gene PGR). The record is from RefSeq and is a predicted model, not a curated record. Gene Ontology annotation, biological process: regulation of DNA-templated transcription; steroid hormone receptor signaling pathway. Gene Ontology annotation, molecular function: zinc ion binding; DNA-binding transcription factor activity; nuclear steroid receptor activity. The transcript has 9 exons. Bases 599 to 2806 code for a protein of 735 amino acids. NCBI's taxonomy places the organism in Eukaryota, Metazoa, Chordata, Mammalia, Afrosoricida, Tenrecidae. Gene Ontology annotation, cellular component: nucleus.
CACUCUCAAUGAACACAAGUAGCCUCACUUGGCAUUUGGGGGGAUUCUUCAACCAAAGGAGGCUCGUCCUCCGGGAUUGCCAAGCACUGUGAGCGGUACAAGAGACGAAGGUGGCAGAGCUGCGGUUUCUCCCACCAGCCUGUACAGAGAGGUCGCGGGAGUUCCCCCAGGAAGGACCUGAGACUGAGAGACGCAAUGGGAGGUGCACCCUUUGCACGCGUUUGGAGCCAGUAGAGGAAUCGGGCGACUCGGGCGUGUUUCCUGCGGACCCGUGAGUACUCUGCGUCUCCCUGCCGGGAGCGACCGGAGCCUGAGAACUUUUGGAGAACUCUCCUAGCGAGACCGCGAGAACUUGACCGCUCCCCUCUCUGCAGAACCACUGCCACCUCCUUCUGCCAACGGGAUGGAAAGCAAGCACGGGCGCUGACCAGCGCCGCCCCCUUGAGACCCGGGAGGUGGAGAUCCCUGGGGCCAGCCAAACUCAACUCCCAUCUUCUCCUCCCCGUGUGCCUAUAUUCCCAAGCCCCCUCCUCCUUCCCCUUUCCCGCCUCCGUAAAGACGGGGGGAGGAGGAGGAGAAAAGGGGCGACCAAGUCACCAUGACUGAGUUGAAGGCAAAGGAUCUUCGGGCUCCCCACGUGGCAGGCGGCGUGCCCUCCCCAACCCAGGUCGGAUCUCCCUUGCUGGGUCGCUCCGACGGGGGCCCCUUCCACGGGAGUCAGUCCUCGGCCGACCCGCCCAUCUCCCUGGACCGGCUGCUCUUCCCUCGGCCGGGCCCGGGGCGGGAGCACCAGGACGCAAAGACGCCCGACCCGCAGUCGCUCGCGGACGUGGAGGGCGAAUAUUCCGGGGCUGAAGCCUCCAGGAGCGCCGGCGGCGGUAGCUCCGGGCCCCCAGAAAAGGACAGUGGCCUGCUGGACAGUGUUUUGGACACGUUGCUGGCAACGUCGGGUCCCGGCCACAGUCACGCCAGCCCUCCCUCCUGCGAGGCGGCCAGCCCUUGGGGUCUCUUUGGCCCCGAGCUUCCCGAAGAUCCCCGGGGCGCCCCAGCCAUCCAGGGGACUUCGUCUCCACUCAUGAGUCGCCCAGGAGGCGGCAAGGUAGGCGACGUCGCCGGAGCGGCUGCAGCCCACAAAGUGAUGCACCGGGGGCUCUCGCCGUCCCGCCAGCUGUUGCCCCAAACGCCCGGGGCCCCUGCGUGGUCCGGGACCCCAGUCAAGCCAGCGCCGCAGCCUCUGGCGGUGGAGGGGGAGGAGGAGAGCGGCCCGGAGGCCGAGGGCUCGGCGAGCCCCCUGCUGAAGGGCAAACCCCGGUUUCUGGGAAGCGCGGUGGCCGGAGGAGGAGGAGGAGGAGCGGCGGUCAGCGUGCCCGGGGUGGCGGCAGGAGGCGUCGCCCUGGUCCCCAAGGAAGAUCCCCGCUUCCCGGCGGCGCCCCGGGGGGAGCAGGAUGCGCCCGUGCGCUCCCCGCUGGCCUCCUCGCGCAUGGACUUCAUCCACGUGCCCCUGCUGCCCAUCAACCCGGCCUUCCUGGCGGCGCGCACCCGGCAGCUCCUGGAGGGCGGCGCCGAGAGCUACGACGGCGGGGCCGCGGCCCCCAGCGCCUUCACCGCGCCGCCGCGGGGCUCGCCCUCCGCCUCGUCCACCCCCGGCCCGGGCGGCGACUUCCCCGACUGCGCGUACCCGCCCGACGGCGAGCCCAAGGAGGACGCGUUCCCGCUCUACGGCGACAUCCAGCCCCUGGCCCUGAAGAUCAAGGAGGAGGAGGAAGGCGCCGAGGCCGCCGCGCGCCCCCCGCCGGAUUCAGAAGCCAGCCAGAGCCCACAGUACAGCUUCGAAUCUUUACCUCAGAAAAUUUGUUUAAUCUGUGGGGACGAAGCCUCAGGCUGUCAUUACGGCGUCCUUACCUGUGGCAGCUGUAAAGUCUUCUUUAAAAGAGCAAUGGAAGGGCAGCAUAACUAUUUAUGCGCUGGAAGAAAUGACUGCAUUGUUGAUAAAAUCCGCAGAAAAAACUGCCCAGCAUGUCGCCUUAGAAAGUGCUGUCAGGCUGGCAUGGUCCUUGGAGGUCGAAAGUUUAAGAAGUUCAAUAAAGUCCGAGUGAUGAGAGCACUAGAUGCUGUUGCUCUCCCGCAGCCAGUGGGCAUUGCAAAUGAAAGCCAGGCUCUAAGCCAGAGAAUCACUUUUUCACCAAAUCAAGAGAUACAUUUGGUACCCCCACUGAUCAACCUCUUAAUGAGCAUUGAACCAGAUGUGGUCUAUGCAGGACAUGACAACACAAAGCCUGAUACCUCCAGUUCCUUGCUGACCAGUCUUAAUCAACUAGGCGAGAGGCAACUUCUUUCAGUAGUCAAGUGGUCUAAAUCACUGCCAGGUUUUCGAAACUUACAUAUUGAUGACCAGAUAACUCUGAUCCAAUAUUCUUGGAUGAGCUUAAUGGUGUUUGGGCUAGGAUGGAGAUCCUAUAAACAUGUGAGUGGGAAGAUGCUGUAUUUUGCGCCUGAUUUAAUACUAAAUGAACAGCGGAUGAAAGAGUCAUCGUUCUACUCAUUAUGUCUUACCAUGUGGCAGAUCCCACAGGAAUUUGUUAAGCUUCAAGUGAGCCACGAAGAGUUUCUCUGUAUGAAAGUACUGCUACUUCUCAAUACAAUUCUCAAACUUGUCAAACAACUUCAUUUAUACUGCUUGAAUACAUUUAUCCAGUCUCGGGCUCUGUGUGUUGAAUUUCCAGAAAUGAUGUCUGAAGUUAUUGCUGCACAAUUACCGAAGAUCUUGGCAGGGAUGGUGAAACCUCUUCUCUUUCAUAAAAAGUGAAUGUCAUUUGUUUUCUUUUAUAAAAAUUUAACUUUGUGGAAUGUCUUGAUGUUUUUGUCUGUCAAUAUUAUGAGAUCUCUGUUUUUACAAUAUUCUGCUUAAAGCCUUACAUUUAUAACAUAUCAUAUAAUAUAGAUUCAAAGAAUAAUUGUGAAGUUCUAACUUUCCUU